AAUAUUUACCAUAAUACCGAAGUUUGUAAAGCACCUCAGCUGAGCAAUAUCUUCACGUCAAUCACUCAGACUUGACUCAGAUCGGAGGUAACAGUUCAAAGUCGAAGCAAACAAACUCUUCCGAUCUCCUACCUACAUUACACACUUUCGCCUUCUGCGACCCUCGUCCACUCCAUCAAACAAAGUCCACCUCUGGAGUUUGAAAGUUUGUCCACGUGCUGGCACCGCCUCCUUGACAAUACUGCACGAUUCUUCACAAGUGGUGUCUACGUCACGGGAUUCUUAGUGUCUGUGGCUCUUCAGUGGACGGACUCGAAAUUCCUCUCCAAGAUUCUCCACAUACACCACAUACCGCAUCGUUAUGCCGAUAGCUUCCGAUACACUAUUUCAUCUUCCAAGUUACUCCUCUAGCACUGCGCAGAAGGGAACACCCAUACCUGAUCGCUUAGAUUACAGUUCAGACGACGGACUAGACGUGGACAUAUUCAACCAGGACAUGGCAGGCUCAACGUCGCCUUUCAUCAAAGACGAACCAUUCGAAAUGAGUUUUAACUCGCGCUUCGCCUCGAACAACGGCUUCGACAUGGAGCACCAAUACAGCGGCCAGCAAUUCGGCCAAUCUCCAAACAGUGGGAGUGUAAACCCCUCUGAACUUCAAAUGAGCGGAAGCGGCAUGAACAACUUUAGUUCUCACAUGUCUUCCAGCUACAUCAUGGGCCAGGCAAAUAUUGGCGAUGAUGAGUUGCUCGAUCUAGGCAACCUAGACGAUCCCAACCCCCACUUCUCCAACUUCAACGAGCAACAGCGCAACCAACAUUUCAUACCCAACAACGGCGGUCCCGUUAGUAUGACUUACUCUCACACCCCCGAGGGUGCUCCUAUUCAAAGUCCAUUCGCUAGUGGGAGCUUCAACUACGGACACUUUCAGUCCUCACAAAGACCAGGACAUCAUCUUGGCGUCGCUACACAGGGUGCCAACAUGAACAACACUGCCUUUGCUCGACCAAGAAUGCCAUCAAACCUAGAUCGCAAGCCUUCAGAUUCACGAAGCCCCAUGACACCAAGCAAAGGCUUCGGUGAGCUACACAUUGGCACUCCAGGAUCUAGUAGUGUUAGCUCUCACGCUCAUCCUUUCAUGGGUCAUCGCCCAACGCAUCAGCGGGCACAAUCUCAGGUCGAACAUGUCACUCCAGGCAGUGCUGGUUCCUACCUUGACUCUCCCUUGCAAUCGCCAUACGGGGUAUCGAUGGGUCACCCACAACCACUGCAGGAGGUCAUGUCUGGUAAACACUCAAGCCUUCCCAACAAAGUUGAAGGCAAUUCAGCAUACCAGUCUCAGGAAGCUAAACGGAAGAAGAGACGUGAAUCUCACAAUGCUGUUGAGCGUCGCAGGCGUGAUAAUAUCAAUGAGCGGAUCCACGACUUAUCUCGUCUGGUACCGACACAUCGACUCGAGGAUGAGAAGGUCCGCAAGCACAUCCACAACAACGGACCUUUGUCACCAACUAUAGCCGCCAGUGGCAUAUCCCCGCCUCAUGCCACAUCAUUGCUGGCAGGUGGCACUGGAAGGCGCGCAGCUGGCAACAUAACCACAGGUUUGCCUCUCGAGGACAAAGACAAAGGCCCUAACAAAGGCGAUAUUCUAAACGGAGCUGUGAGCUGGACACGCGAUCUCAUGUGGAUGCUCAACGAGAAGGUCCGCCGAGAGGAGGAGUUGAAAGUCCUCAUUGAGAAGCUCGGCGGCACUUGGCCCUACCAGUACAACGAAGAAGAACAACGCAUGCGCAGUGAGCUCAUCAAAGCUGUAGACGUCAACGGGACCGAAUCCUUCACAUACAGUCGUGGACACGGAAGUGGACUUCGCGUUCCCGGCCACACCAACGUGGCUGGAGAGCCUCUUGACGGGUCACCCAAUGCUCUCAGCCCUGGCUUCCAAAGUGGUGGCAGUGGUUCCAACUCUGGCCAACCACAAUACUGGCCUGACGACAACAACCGUGGCUCCUUCAGUCUGAAAGAAGAGGACGAGUUUGGAACCAUGGAGCUAUCCUAAACACCAACAGAAUGCACGUCUUCCGUUUCCGUCAUGUUUUGUGAUACCCAUCUGCUCCAGCAUUUUCGCACUCUCCAUACUCGUUCGGUCAUGCAUGACAUGAUCGUAACACUUACCGCAUGAUGUCCCCGAGCCUCAACACCCGAUCAAAGUUCAAAAUGAAUAUGAUGGGUGUUGACUCGGGGUCGUUACUUCUUUCGAUAUUGCCGAUCAUCAGACGAAAUCUAUCACACGUUGUCGGAGUCUCGAAUCAUUUACUUUGGCGGAGUUCCUCUACUUUGAUAUACUGCUGCGUCUGGUGGCGUUUGAAGGGGCACAUCAUCUUUCUUUGACUUUUCUUUUUU
This is a messenger RNA of Pseudovirgaria hyperparasitica, 2394 nucleotides long. RefSeq lists its product as uncharacterized. Gene Ontology annotation, biological process: regulation of transcription by RNA polymerase II. The coding region runs from base 362 to 2050 and encodes 562 amino acids. Gene Ontology annotation, molecular function: RNA polymerase II cis-regulatory region sequence-specific DNA binding; DNA-binding transcription factor activity, RNA polymerase II-specific; protein dimerization activity. Lineage: Eukaryota; Fungi; Ascomycota; Dothideomycetes; Acrospermales; Acrospermaceae. The record is from RefSeq and is a predicted model, not a curated record. The transcript has 3 exons.